Symsagittifera roscoffensis is the source of this 1327-nucleotide messenger RNA. RefSeq lists its product as uncharacterized. Gene Ontology annotation, biological process: translation. Lineage: Eukaryota; Metazoa; Xenacoelomorpha; Acoela; Convolutidae. Gene Ontology annotation, molecular function: structural constituent of ribosome; RNA binding. The coding region runs from base 43 to 1266 and encodes 407 amino acids. The record is from RefSeq and is a predicted model, not a curated record. The transcript has 2 exons. Gene Ontology annotation, cellular component: cytosolic large ribosomal subunit; ribosome.
UCGCGUUUUGUGUAUUUUUGACAUGUUUAUUUCAGACACCUGAUGUCUCAUAGGAAGUUUGAGGCACCAAGGCAUGGACAUUUAGGGUUUUUACCGCGAAAGCGUUGCAAGAGGGGAAGGGGAAAGAUAAAGGCAUUUCCAAAGGAUGAUCCUUCUAAGAAGCCACAUCUUACUGGGUUCCUUGGAUUCAAGGCUGGAAUGACCCAUGUAAUUCGCGAGGUCGAAAAACCAGGAUCGAAAUUGCAUAACAAAGAGACUUCUGAGCCUGUGACUAUAAUUGAAACUCCACCCAUUACAAUUGUUGGUUGCGUGGGAUAUAUCAAAACUCCCGGCGGCUUAAAACAAAUGAAAACAAUCUGGGCGAAACAUGUGAAUGAUGGUUUCAAAAAACGAAUAGUGAGAAAUUGGUAUCGAACCAAGAAAACGAGUGCGUUCUCCAAGAUUGGAUCCCGGUAUGGAUCUGAGAAGGAAAUAGAGAAGUUGAAAGAGUUGAUGAAAAAGUAUUGUACAUCCAUCAGGGCAAUUUGCCACACUCAGAUGGUUGUUAAUAACAAAAAAAGAAUUCGUUCGGUGCAGACGAAAAGAGAUCCAAUAAUGGAGUUCCAAAUUAACGGUGGAACUAUUGCUGAGAAGGUUGAUUUUGUUGUGAGCAAGUUUGAACAGGAAGUGCGAAUUAAAGAUGUGUUCAAUUUUGAAGAAAUGAUAGACGUUGUCUGCAUCACGAAAGGUAAAGGUUUCAAAGGAGUAACUUCUCGAUGGCAUACGAAGAAACUUCCGCGGAAGACACACAAAGGACUGAGAAAAGUAGCUUGCAUUGGAGCUUGGCAUCCUGCCAGAAUUCAGUAUUCAGUUGCUAGGGCUGGACAGAAAGGGUAUCAUCAUCGAACUGAGAUAAACAAGAAGAUUUACAGAGUAGGCGAUAAGGACGAUAUGAAGAGAUCUGGAAUAACGGAGGCAGACAUUACCAAUAAAACUAUCAACCCGAUGGGUGGAUGGCCACUCUAUGGAUACGUCAAGAAUGAUUUUCUGAUGAUUAAGGGUUCUUGUGGUGGACCCAAGCGUAGGCUGCUGACGCUGAGGAAGAGUCUUCUAUCGCAUGUGGGAUCCAGGAGUGCGAUGGAGAAGGUGAAUUUGAAGCUAAUUGACACCACCAGCAAGAAGGGCACAGGUAGAUUCCAGACCACAGCCGAGAAAAAGGCCUACUAUGGACCGAGUAAGCGGGAGAGGACCGUUGUCGUGUCAGCUGGAGGCGAUAAAACUGCCUGAAAUGAACUGUAUUUCACGGUGCUUUAGAGUCGUUUUACUCAAUUCACUCUUGACCCAAUCA